Messenger RNA from Trifolium pratense (red clover), 1490 nucleotides. Its product is annotated as probable aspartic proteinase GIP2. Gene Ontology annotation, biological process: proteolysis. The coding region runs from base 28 to 1314 and encodes 428 amino acids. The record is from RefSeq and is a predicted model, not a curated record. The transcript has a single exon. Lineage: Eukaryota; Viridiplantae; Streptophyta; Magnoliopsida; Fabales; Fabaceae. Gene Ontology annotation, molecular function: aspartic-type endopeptidase activity.
CAUUCAUCAACCAUAUCAUUACUCACAAUGGCUUCUUUUACUACUCUUUUUUCCUCCCUUCUCACUAUAGCCCUUCUCUCAUUUUCCUGCUCAUCACAAUUCAUCUUACCAAUAGAAAAAGAUCCAAUAACCAAUCUUUUCACCACUUCACUUGGCAUAGGAACACCUCAACACAAUUUCAAUCUAGCCAUUGAUCUUGGAGGACCAAUCCUAUGGUAUGAUUGCUACAAAACCUACAAUUCUUCCACCUACAAACCCAUCUCUUGUGAUUCUAAACUUUGUCCUGGUAAUACAGGAUGCACUGGUUGCUCUGUUCCAUUCAAACCAGGUUGUACAAACAAUACAUGUGCAGCCAACAUAAUAAAUCCAUUAGUUCAUGCUAUUUUUGUUGGUGACACUGGCAAUGAUGUCUUAUUCAUAUCACACUCUAAAGUCUCUAACAUACUUUCUGGAUGCACUGAAUCUGAAGUUUUUACUGGUGAAGAUGUUCCUCUUAAAAACUUACCAAAAACUAGUAAAGGUAUAUUAGGUCUUGCAAGAACAAAACUUUCAUUACCAAAACAACUUUCUUCACAUAAUAACUUUCCUAACAAGUUUUCUCUUUGUUUACCAUCUUCAAACAAGAAAGGACUUGGUAGUCUUUUCUUUGGUGGGGUACCCCAAAAAAGUUCUUAUUCAAAGUUUCAACUCACUACUAUCCCUCUUAUUAUCAACCCCUUUAGCACUGCUCCAAUAUUUAGUGUAGGUGAUGCUUCUUAUGAAUAUUUUAUAGAUGUGAAAUCAAUUAAAGUUGGUGGUGAAGUUGUUAACUUUAAGUCUUCACUUUUGUCUAUUGACAAUAAGGGUAAUGGUGGAACAAAAAUUAGUACUAUGAAUUCCUUCACUUUGUUGCAUAGUUCUAUAUUUAAACCACUUGUUAGAGAUUUUGUUAAGAAAGCUUCUGAUAAGAAAAUAAAGAAAGUUGCAUCAGUAGCACCAUUUGAAGCAUGUUUUGAUUUCAGCACUAUUGGUAGGACUAAGACUGGAUUAGAUGUGCCUACUAUUGAUUUGGUGCUAGAAGGGGGUGUAGAGUGGAAAAUAUAUGGUGGUAAUUCAAUGGUUUUGGUGAAUAAAAAAGUAGCAUGUCUUGGAUUUGUUGAUGGUGGUAAAGAGCCAAUGACAUCUGUUGUUAUUGGUGGACACCAAUUGGAGGAUAAUCUAUUGGAGUUUGAUUUGGUUUCUUCUAAGUUAGGAUUUAGCUCUUCACUACUACUUCAUAAUGCAAGAUGUUCUAAUUCAGAUCAAGCUAAUUUGUCUCUUGUGUCAAUGGAGUGAGAUGAUUAUGAGUUUAAUUAAUUUUACUAGAAGAUGCCCCUGUUUUAACCCCUGUUUUUCCUUUCAUGAUUUUGUCGUCUUAGUUCGACAUUAUUUUGUUCGGCGUUGUUUUCAUUUUCUGUCUUGUUACGGUGUUUGUUAGAUUUCAUGAUCAUAAUAAACUUAUGGGUUAAAUA